AUGGCUGCACGGACUGUUCCCCACGCCUACCCCAUGAGUUCGGAGUAUGAAUUUGCCAACCCUAGCAAGAUCUAUGACCAGAACUUUGGAGAAGGUGUGUCCCCAUGUGAGAUUUUAGCCCCUGCCCUGUACCACGGCUACUACAUCAGGCCUCGGAUCAACAAGCAGCUGGAUCGAGGCACUUCAGAGAUCAACCUCAACGAGCACAAAUUCCAGGUGUUCCUGGAUGUCUGCCACUUCCUACCAGAGGAGCUCACUGUCUGCACCGUGGACAACCUGCUGCAGGUGACGGGGCAGCACCCCCAGAAGGCCGAUCGCCACGGCUUCAUCGCCCGCGAGUUCACCAGGACCUACAUCCUCCCCCUGGAUGCCGACCCUUUGCUGGUGAGAGCCACCUUGUCCCACGACGGCAUCUUGAGCAUCGUGGCUCCCCGCACGGGGAAGGAGGCGAAGGCCAGAGUCAAUGAGGUGAAGAUAACCCAACAGGAGCCAGUGGGGAAGGAAGAACAGUCUGAAGAAGGGAAAGAAGAGUCCUAA
Messenger RNA from Colius striatus (speckled mousebird), 537 nucleotides. It is a transcript of the gene HSPB2, whose product is annotated as heat shock protein family B (small) member 2. The transcript is spliced from 2 exons. NCBI's taxonomy places the organism in Eukaryota, Metazoa, Chordata, Aves, Coliiformes, Coliidae. Gene Ontology annotation, biological process: protein refolding; response to heat. Bases 1 to 537 code for a protein of 178 amino acids. Gene Ontology annotation, molecular function: protein folding chaperone; structural constituent of eye lens. The record is from RefSeq and is a predicted model, not a curated record.